Messenger RNA from Sodiomyces alkalinus F11, 972 nucleotides. RefSeq names its product carbon-nitrogen hydrolase. Gene Ontology annotation, biological process: protein catabolic process. The record is from RefSeq and is a predicted model, not a curated record. The transcript is spliced from 3 exons. Gene Ontology annotation, molecular function: protein-N-terminal asparagine amidohydrolase activity; protein-N-terminal glutamine amidohydrolase activity. Lineage: Eukaryota; Fungi; Ascomycota; Sordariomycetes; Glomerellales; Plectosphaerellaceae. The annotation marks the transcript as partial.
AUGAGGAUCGGGUGCCUUCAGUUUGCGCCCCAGGUAGGCGACGUUGACAACAACCUUAACAGAGCUGAUGCUGUCCUGAGCAAGGCGAACCCUGAGGAACUUGACAUUCUGGUUCUCCCGGAACUGGCUUUCUCUGGUUACAACUUCAAAUCCCUAGAACACAUUUCGCCUUACCUUGAACCUUCCGGCUCUGGCAUUACCUCGCUUUGGGCCCGCACUACCGCCUUGAAAUACAACUGCAUCGUCACCGUCGGCUACCCGGAGAAGGUAGAUGUGUCAGGAAAAUGGCCAACUGGACCGGAGUACUACAACUCGGCUAUUGUCGUCAACGGUGAUGGUGAGACCAUCGCUAAUUACCGCAAGAGCUUUCUCUAUUACACCGACGAGACCUGGGCAUUGGAAGGAAAUGAGGGGUUUCAUGAGGGCUACAUUCCGGGACUUGGACAUACAUCCAUAGGAAUUUGUAAUCCCUACAAGUUUGAGGCGCCAUGGCAUGCCUUCGAAUUCGCCUUCCACAUUCUCGAGUAUCAGUCCAACUUCGUCAUCGUGUCUAUGGCUUGGAUGACGCGCGAAGAUGGACGACUUUUCAGCCGAAUGCCCAAUGAACCGGACAUGGAAACCCUGACGUACUGGGUCACCCGUUUGGAGCCACUCAUUCGCGCCGAGAACGAUGAAGAGAUUAUCGUCGUCUUCUGUAACAGAACAGGCACAGAAGAUGAUGCUGUAUAUGCCGGGACGAGUGCCGUUGUCGGCAUUCAAAGUGGCGAGGUGAAAGUCUACGGUCUUCUCGGUCGAGGCCAAAAGGAGCUCCUUGUCGUGGACACUGACCACACCCCAUAUGGCAAGCUCCUGCAUCGCCCGGAAGGCGAAGACGUUGUCGAAACUCAGAGCGAACCCCGUGAAUCGAGGACUCCUCGUCCACCGUCUGCGCCCCAACCUACUACCUCGGAAUCUUCAAACCGCACAGCAUCC